Prorocentrum cordatum is the source of this 1895-nucleotide messenger RNA. Lineage: Eukaryota; Dinophyceae; Prorocentrales; Prorocentraceae. The record is from the annotation of a GenBank genome assembly.
GAGGCGCUCUGGAACUCGACAUCAAGCUUGCAUGCUUCAGUUUGCUGGUUGCGGCCUUGAAGCGGCACGAGAGGAUAUGCGUUGAGUCAGAGUUUCCACUUCUGUGCGACGUCGUCAGCAACUGGGGCGGGUGGAAAACAUUCGUCUCUGGAUAUUUCGACGUCGGGGCGGGCGUCGCCGAGCAGCCGCUCAUCUCGGCGACCAGCCCAAACGGGCGGCAGUCGCCAGAUCCAGAGGAGCGGCCUGGCUGGUUUCCGCAUUUGGAUGGUCUGCAAACGGAAGUAGCCAAUGCCGCUCGAUUUCUUCUCGAGCACGACACGCUGCAUCAGGAUGUCGCGAGAGCGCGGCCUGAACGCAGCUCGCUUCACAUCUUCUUGCACGAGCUGGAUCGCGGGCAUUUGAUGAGUACGAAACAGGCAUUAGAAGAGGCAGGGGCCGCGCCAAUUGAUCUUUUCUUCGAUGGCACCUACUUCAGGCCAUUGGGGCUCGACGUGCACGACGAGGGCUUCGCGUCUGCAGUCGAACACGAGCACGGCGUAUCGUUGCAUUUGAAAGAUCUCAGCGGAGCGCUACAGCUGAGCGGCAUGAUCUGCGCCGACUCCGCGCACUGCUUCCUGUUGCACAUUGGAAUGCCCGGAACUCGCGGACAUGCAGUUGGUCUCCGCGCCCGCGGGGAUUCGCAGCAGAUGCUUGUUUACGACUCGCACCAGGACGUUGUGAUGCAGAUUGGCGACGAGGCCUCGUUCGACUUGGUUACCCGCUGGGGCGAGGGCCGAUGCCACGCUCGCCUGCUGCAAGUUACCCUAGACGGGGCCGGCGACGGCAGUGCCGAGAAAGACGUCUUGGAUUUGAUUGCUGGCUCCUCUCGGCCGCGCGCGAAGAAGCCCGCUGCCUUUCAGUCUUGCAUGCCCAAGCGCGGGAAGGCGCGCACGGUCAGGAAGCUUGCGAAAAAGCCAGCCGCAAACGAGAAAACACCGCACGCGCCCUACGUGCGACACGGCCAAAAGGCUGUCACAUCACGGCCAGAAGAGAUUCCGAUUCAAUGCUCCCUGAAGACUGUGUAUACCGCCUCUCCGGUGGGACUCGCGAAGAGGCUCACAGCGAGCGGCCGCCUUAGGGAUUGGCGCGGCGAGUUUUGCCCCUGGCGCGCGGAAGGACACUUGGGCCCGUUGAAAAAGGCCCCAAACAGAGGUCCGCGCUACCGCUGCGGGAAGAAAGGAUGCCAGAAAUUCGCGUUGCCCUAUCACGACCAUCCGGUGUUUUCACCUGGUCAUGGGAACGCAUAUGCUCCGUUCGCGGACAAGGCGGCUGUCUGCACGUGCGCGACCUGGGACGCGGCUCAGAGCAAGUGCCAUCAGAUCACUGGUAACAGCCACAAUCUCAUCGGGAAUGUCUACACUAGCCUUGACAGCGCCAGAAUGAAGUACGUCACGAAAAAGGAGAAGCGGAUCAAAUUCGGCGCGACAGACAAGUGGGCGGACGUGGAAGCCGACGAGGUGGACCUAGGCAAGAUGGACGACACGGAGGAGGACGACCAGGUCGUGCUGCACACAGAUGGGGCGCGGGCAUAUAAGCUUAAGAUCCCGAAUGUUCUUCGCGACAACGUUGUCCAUAUGAAGAAGAAGGUGAUUUUGCGUGGGAAGACACUUUGGCUCAAUCCAAAGUUUUCCGAACUAGUUGGCCACAAAUGGCCAACCUGUGAGUCGUACACCAAGUCAAGGACGCAGAUCAUCGAUCGCUUCCGGGCGCACCUGCGGAAGCAUUUGCAGUCGCGCAAGCGCAGGGCGGGCACCCUGGCCGCGAGGCGCCGCAUUCGCUCCGCCCAGUGGACUUACUGGAACAAAGGUGCGGGUUUGUGGACUCGCACUGGUGAAAUGCUACGGGAGCUCGAUUGA